AUGGCCAAUUCCCAAUCAGUCAGUUUCGAGGACGAAAUCAUCAAUUACGAUGACGAUCCGCUGGACAGUAAUCACCGUCAGCCACAUCAGUCUCAACACAGCUACUACAACGACUCGGAUGACAGCUUGUAUGCUCCCUUGCAACAGCAGCAACAGCAGCAACAGCAGCAGAAAUCCAAUGUGUUCCAGCAACGCCGCUCUGGUCCAAUGCCUCAUUCCAACGAAAUCAUAGAUCAAUCUCGUUCCCAUGACGCUGAAAAGGUCGUUGAGGUGUCGCCCAACGAGCGCUAUGUUCGCCUUAAUACACUACUAGGUAAAGGUGCUUACAAGGUGGUAUACAAGGCUAUUGACCGAGAAGAAGGGUACGAGGUAGCAUGGAACACCAUGCAAGCGACCAAAUCCAUCGACAACAAGGAAAUGGAGCAUGAGAUUGGCAUCCUCAAGUCUGUGCGCCAUCCCAACAUCAUUGCCUUCCAUGAUGCUUGGUAUCAAAAGAACGAAUUUGUGUUUGUGACCGAAUUGAUGACCUCUGGCACGCUGCGAGAGUACAUUCGCAAAUUAAGCUUGCCCAAUAUCAAGAUUGUGAAGCGUUGGUCUCGCCAGAUUCUCAAGGGAUUGGCGUAUUUGCAUGGCUACAACCCCUCCAUCAUUCACCGCGACAUCAAAUGCGACAACAUCUUUAUCAAUGGUGCUCACGGCGAAGUCAAGAUUGGCGAUAUGGGUACGGCCGAGAUGAAGAUGGGCAAAAAGUACACCAUCAUUGGCACUCCCGAGUUCAUGGCGCCUGAAAUGUAUGAGGAGCAAGGUUACAAUGAAAAGGUCGACAUUUACGCAUUUGGCAUGUGUUUGCUGGAAAUGGUGACAGGCGACUAUCCCUAUGGCGAAUGUAAGAAUGCUGCUCAAAUCUACAAAAAGGUGUCUUCUGGAGUUAAACCAGCUAGUCUGUUGGAAGUUCAAAAUGAAGAAGUUCGUAAAAUCAUUGACAACUGUCUAGGCGAAGAGGACAAGAGAAUGUCUGCUCAAGAGAUACUGGAACACACCUUUCUUGCUGUUGAACCCGAUGUCGUUUUGCUCGCUGCUGACCCAGCUCACGUCCAUUUGACGCUCCAAGUUGUCUUUAAGGGCAUGGAUAAACUUUCAGUCAAGUUUGAUUUUAAUGUCGAGACGGACACUGCUGAACAAGUGGUUCGUGAGAUGAUUGAAGAGCAAGUGCUUCCCGAGCGAUAUCAGCAUCACAUCACCAAGGAGAUCAAUCGCAUACUGAGAGACAUUGAGAAGCCUAGCAACAGCGGAGGAGACAACGAUCAGGACGACCAAAGCAAGGAGUCUGUAUGGAGACGCGAGAGCGAUAUCAGAUCCGAGCUGGAAAGAACACGCGAAGAGUUGGAUAGAGCGGCUGAGCAUAUGUUGGAAGUAGAAACCAGAUGUGAUGGCUAUGAAUGCCGUGCCCGUGAGGCUGAAAUUCGAUAUCGUGAUGCUAUCCGUAGUCUGCGUGAAAUCAAGGAAACGCAACAACUGUCAACUGAACAAUUGGAAGUGCUGAAAAAGAAUCCUCGUUUCAACCAUGACUUGAAGAUUGACACGUCUCGCCUUAAGCGUGCCGAUAAUGCCACCACCACUGCUGUUCGGCUUGCAUCCGUCUUUAAUGACCCUGCUCCACCUCAAAGUGCAUUAUCGACGGGUAGUAAUGGAAGUGUCAAGAGCGAGCCUGCCAAGCGAUCGGAUCGUGUGUAUGAUUCGCCCUCUCCUCCAUUGACCGCCAACAUUACACGUGAAGCCCUUGUGUCUAGAAUCCUCGAAGAAUAUGCCGAUGACACUGACAUUGAAUUAUUCGUACGGGAUUGUGCAAUUGCAAGCCAUCGUAAUAUUGAAAAAGCACAUGAAUGGGCCAACAAACUAAAGAAUCAGGAUAUCAUGACGGUGGGUGACCUUCGUGAUUUGCACGAUGAAGAUUGGAGUGGUAUUGGUUUGACUGUAUUUGCUUUGCGUGCACUCAAGAACAUGCUCAAGGGUAAAAAGCAAGCUACGAUUGCAGUCAACAACAGUAGCAGCAGUGCUAACGGAACGCCAUCUAACUCUGCUCCCAGUUCUGCCCGUGUAUCUCCUCCUUUGUAA
Molecule: messenger RNA, 2115 nt
Organism: Mucor velutinosus
Lineage: Eukaryota; Fungi; Mucoromycota; Mucoromycetes; Mucorales; Mucoraceae
Exons: 4
Coding region: 1-2115 (704 amino acids)
Biological process (GO): intracellular signal transduction; protein phosphorylation
Cellular component (GO): cytoplasm
Molecular function (GO): protein serine/threonine kinase activity; ATP binding
Source: RefSeq, a predicted model, not a curated record